AUGCCAUAUUCGCCUGAAGAACGAAUCCAUCCACUGGAUAUUGAUUCUCGACAUAGGCGGCAGAAGAUGCUUAUGCUGAAAGAGGAAAUAAAUGCAACUAAGUAUUUUGAGUCCGAUGCAGGAGAUGGAACACUUUCUACAGAACAACAUAUGGUGGGUAAGCAAUUGAUACUUACUUUGUUAUCAUGCUUCAUAGCAUCUUUUAUCUCUGCAUUGGAUCAGACUAUUGUGACUACGACAUAUUCUGCCGUGGGAAAUAAAUUCAAUGAUUUCGAUAAGAUAGGAUGGCUAAAUUCCGCUUUCUUGGUGCCAAUGUGUACCUUUUGUCCCAUAUAUGGGAAACUUUCAAUUGCUUUUGGUAGGAAAUACACUCUUCUCUCGGGAAUUGUUGUAUUUGAGUUGGGGUCAUUGAUUGGGGGGCUAUCUAGCAGUAUGAAUAUGUUAAUUGGUGGUCGUGUAAUUCAAGGACUAGGUGCCGGGUGUAUCCAAUCUUUAGUUAGCAUUAUUGUGUCGGAAUCUGUCCCAAUAUCUAAAAGACUGUCAUCGAUAGCGUCAAUAGCUCUAUCAUAUUCGAUUGCUUCCAUUUUAGGGCCAUUUAUAGGAGGAGCGUUCACAACUAAAGUAAGCUGGAGAUGGUGUUAUUACAUUAACUUACCAGUGGGUGCUCUAGCUGUGGGGUUGCUCAUACUAGGCUACCACCCUCCAAAACCUACCUUCACCGAUAUUCCAUCACGAUUAAAGAAAAUCGAUUUCAUUUGCUGCUUUUUAUUGAUAUCUGGGCUUGUUCUACUUCUAGUUGGGAUAACAUUCGGAGGCGGUGAUUACCCCUGGCUCGAUGCAAGAGUUUUAUGUCCAGUUGUGUUCGGAGGAAUCUUGUUUAUAGUUUUCCUUAUGCACAACUUUAUAUCGUCAUUCGAACCGAUAAUUAUCAGAGAAUGUAUCACCAUUCCCCAGUUAUUUUGUGCAGCAACAGCAGGAUUCUGCAAUUUUGCAAUGUUUUUGGCAACUGUUACUUAUUUAGUGGUCUACUUCCAAGUCAUCUUAGGACAUUCGGCAUGGCAAUCAGGUAUCGACUUGCUUCCAUUAAUCGUAUCUGUGACUUUAACGGCUGUAGCUAAUGCAAUUCUUACGAAAUAUACUAGACAUGUAAAGUUAUUCUACAUGAUUGGUGGUGCAUUUGGAAUUAUAGGUAAUAGCCUAGUGUCACUGAAGAUCAAUGCAUCGACACCAUCUAGCGAACGAAUUGGAUUUUUGAUCCUUGUGGGGAUUUCUCUAGGGUUUCUGGUCCAGUGCACCUUACUUUCAUGUCAAAUGAAAGCCCCUAGAUCUAAACCCGGGUCCUUGAUCUUAGUGACUACAUUCGUCAAUUUCAUGAGGUUCCUUGGAGGAACUUUGGGGGUUACCAUAGCCACCCUGAUAUUCCAACAGGUUACCUUGCUCCAAAUCCAAUCUGGAAUUGAGGAUAUCAUCGAGAGAGGGGUUUCCGAUGCAGAAUUGCAACAGUUACUGGAAAUUAACGGCCUUCAGUUACUAAAUUCUCCUGACCUGAUUAAGGGCUUGCCCUCUGAUAUAGAGGACUUGGUGUUCUCAUCGAUAAUGAAAGGAAUACGAUGUGCGCUCUACUUAGGACUAGGGUUUUCCGUCGCUGCUUUUCUUUUUAGUUUAUUUGCGACCAACAAGAGGGUACCUAAGAAUGCAGAUGUAAUGCAGACCAGUAAUCAUCCACACGAAGCAGGAAGUGAGCCAGCACCUUACUCCAAGUAA
Dujonia railenensis is the source of this 1764-nucleotide messenger RNA. NCBI's taxonomy places the organism in Eukaryota, Fungi, Ascomycota, Pichiomycetes, Serinales, Debaryomycetaceae. The record is from the annotation of a GenBank genome assembly.